This is a messenger RNA of Spizellomyces punctatus DAOM BR117, 1854 nucleotides long. RefSeq lists its product as uncharacterized. The coding region runs from base 32 to 1660 and encodes 542 amino acids. Gene Ontology annotation, biological process: retrograde transport, endosome to Golgi; protein retention in Golgi apparatus. The transcript is spliced from 13 exons. Gene Ontology annotation, cellular component: endosome. The record is from RefSeq and is a predicted model, not a curated record. Lineage: Eukaryota; Fungi; Chytridiomycota; Chytridiomycetes; Spizellomycetales; Spizellomycetaceae. Gene Ontology annotation, molecular function: phosphatidylinositol binding.
CUGAGAAGCGAUCUACAUAGGCUUUGCAAAAAUGGAUGACGAUCCUUUAUCACACUCACACGUAUGGGCAGAUACGCCUACAUUUGGUAGCAAUUCUUCACUAUCAUCCACUCCCGAAGUACCGGCUCCUGAAACCGAAGAACCAAAACACAUUGAUACUCCCGCUCCCCAAGUUCCAGCCGAGAUCACUCCCCAGCUUUCCCCUCCAUUCCAGAGCUACGUUGGAGUACAUUUUGGGGAUACCGCCAUCAGGGAUCCUGGGUUUACUACCUACUCCAACGCUGCUGAUAAUGCUUCUAUUGUUCCAUGUCCGCCAUCGAUCAAAUCCGAAUCCGAUGAGGAAAGCGACGAUGGUUACUGUUCCCCUAGUCGUCCGCAAAAUGGGGUUCUGACCACUACUGUCAUUGAUGACCCAUUGACACGUAUGGAUAUAGCGGCUGAGACAAAGAUGGGCACCCAUACACGAAGUCUCAAGAGACGGGUGGCACCGGUUGCAUCAGGCACGCCAGCCGAGGCUUCCAGCACUCCUGCAUCACCGACAGCCCCCCCGGUUCGGGAAAGCACUCCAUAUAGCAUACAAUGCUCUGUAACAGACCCACAGAAAAUAAAUCAAGCAAUGGGAGCAUACGUGGUGUAUCAAGUUAAAACACAGACGAAUUCGCCGUUCUUUCGAAACGUGGAGUUCUCGGUCAGCCGGCGGUUUCGAGACUUUCUAUGGCUCUUCAAUCAACUGGCGGAUCGACAUCCUGGGAUAAUAAUACCUCCCGUGCCCGAGAAACAGGCUAUAGGCCGAUUCCGGGAAGAUUUUGUAGAAAAUCGGCGGUCGGCCUUGGAGCAGUUUCUGCGAAAAGUAACAUGUCACCCAAAACUGCAGAGCGACGAAGAUUUAAUAGCAUUUUUGGAGUCGGAAACCUUUUUUGCGGAUAAAAAAAAGGUUGAAUCAAAAGGUUUUAUGGGUGUUUUUGGCGGCGGCUCAGCAAAGAUGGUGGAAAGUGACCAGGAACUGGAGCGACGACGCGUACGUAUCGAUGCAUUUGGACCACAACUUCGCGCCUUGUCGAAAGCGCUGGAGGAGUGGCAGAGGUUGCAAACCGAUCUCGCCAGUGCAACCCAUGAACUGGGUGACAGUAUCCAAUCCCUAGCAAACGUAGAUGUAAAUAAACCGCUUUCGCGUGACCUUACUGUUCUCGGUGACCUCCAUAAGCAAGUCACGGACCUGCGAGAGAAGCAGUCAAAGCACGAUAUAGCCUCUCUUACUACGAAUGUUGAGUACUAUAUACGCGUCGUCGCUUCUGUUGAUCUUGCAUUCAAUAGCCGUGCACGCGCGUACCAAAACUGGCAAUCAAUAGAAAAUGCGCUUCAAAAGAAGCGAGAUACACUUGAGAAGCUGCAUGCUGCAAGAACCACCCGCUCGGAUAAGAUUGCAACGACUAUAUCGGAGAUUGAUGAGUUGGACCAUCAGGCACACGUCACGCAGAACGAGUUUUAUGAUAUAUCAGAAUUGCUGAGAAAGGAGCUGGAAAGAUUCGAUAUGGAGAUGAAUGAUGAUUUUGUGACAUCGAUGCGUGAUUUUUUAGUCUGCUUUGUAGAUUCUCAACGACAGAUUCUUCAAUUAUGGGAGUCAUAUGAUUCCGUAUCCUCAUAUUUGCCAGCAUCUUAAUAACAAUAUAAUUGCACAGAGUACAUGGCAUGGAUCUAAUAGCAUCGUCGUCUGAUAAAGUCGACCUCCUUGCCAUUAUCAAGCCAUUGACUCUACCUAGCAAAACUCACGCAGGCUAAUUUGUUAUAUACUAGCUAUGAUCCUAUUUUGCAAUAUAAUUAGAAGCGUCAGGCACGUUUUGUUCAAUUAUCGCC